UAUAUGACUAGGUAUGUGAUAACACUUGAAAUUCUAUUUACAUGUAAUGCGCUUCGCGCGUGAUAUGAAAUAUGCUCUAAAUGAAAUAUGUUGUGAACAUUACCUUAAGUGAGUCUCGAACCGAGGUACCUUGUAUCAUCAUUCAGGGUUGGAGCGCUCCUUUUGCUGCCUGGACCAUAUUGGUUACGUUCGAACGUAAUGAAAUAUGUCGAAUAUAAGUCACCAGAAAAGCUGCAUGUUACAACUCAUGCAAACGGUGCUGCCAGAACGCAGUUUGGCCAUUAAAUUAAAUUAAACAAUUGGUAUAUUACGAAAAAAUGCAAUCUUUGAUAAAUCACUUUUCCAAUACAACGCACAUAACGAUAAAAGGCUUGGUUAACUUUUGCUUCAAUUGGUAACUAACUGUUACAAUUCCUGAGCAUCUGCAUAAUAUUAUCGCCUUUAAUAGAAAUCCGAUUGUGGCUAUCGGAUAUUAAUUAUUAUAUAAUUUUGAAUUGUGAAAUCUGGCAGCUCUGUCAAAAAGUGAUCAACUUUUGACGUGCAGUAAUUUUGUUGAUAUAGCUUUCACGAGUUGUCAUCAAUCUAAAUUCACGGGUAAGAUAUUUUUUACGAAUAUAUAAAAGUAUAAAGAGAAAUGCAUUUUUUCCGUUGCAGGUGUAAUGAGCUCGAAUAAUUAUGCUAUUGUGCAGACGACGGAAAAUGACGAUGUUUUGCUUUCUGUGGUUCCUUCACGUUGGGUACUGAAAAAUGGUUGGAGCAAGGAUCUGCCGGGACUUGGCACGGAUCUAUGCUACUGGCCAAAUGGUGUAGCUGGUUACCGGCUGCUUGAAAAAGCAAAAAAGGAUCCACAAAUUCCACCGGAUGUAAACGUACUGAGUGCAUAUCGGUGCAAAAUCAAACGAAACAAUUUUGCUAGUUACGCUGAGGCGUUUCGCGAGCUGCAAAUUAUGGAAAUUCAUUCGGAUACCGAUGAAUACGAGCCAAGAAAGAAACUGAAGAAAUCAUCAACUGCUGCGGAGCUUUUCAAACAAAUCCAAACGAAACCAAGCUCAUCGUGUUCAAAUACGGCUACUGAUUUUGCCGAUGAUACAAGGGACGGUCAUACUGACAACACAGCUAAUCCGGAUGAUUCGUUUUUGGAGCCUUGUCCAAACGAUAUUGUGAUGACGUCACGUUCGCUAUCUCUAAGUGAAACAACAUCUCAUGAGUCUGGAUCGAAGACACCAAUGAUUCAGAGCACAGAUACCGAUGAAUCAACCAUGCGUCAACUUAUAAUUUCACUGCACAAUAAAAUAGACAAGAACGCCAAGCAAAUAGAAUCUCUCAAGCAAUCGCACAUUAGGUAUGGUGCUUUGCUCUCUCAAGUUAACGCUAAACUAGAUGUUAUUGCUACCAAAAUACCGUCAGAGUUUGUGCAUGUGAAAACAGAGAGUUAUGAAUCCAAAAAGAUUCCAUUAACCCCGGUCAAAUCUCUGGAUGACAUGGAAUCUCUGGAGAAACAGUCGAAAAAUAACCAAUUCGUACAAUCUGUUGUUCAGUUUCUUGGUUCAAUGCACGGAAAACACAGAUAUGCUCGUGAAGGUGCAACUGUUUGUUUGCAAGUAAUCAAUUACUUCUUUGAGCGUGAAUUCUUGAUGAAAUGUUCUUGGAGUGGAAUAAGCCGGAAUAAGAAGGAUAAUGAAAACAUCAUUUCCAAAAUACCUUUUCAUAAGUUUGGUGGGGUUAUUGAUCUGUUCCACAAGGUUGUACUUUUCUCCGAUCCUUCUUUCUCUAAAGUGCAAUGCGAACAGUUCCUACAUCGCUGCUUAAGGAAUGCAAAGCAACGCUACGAGGACAUCAAGGGUAUUAGAGCUACUGCUUCUAGAAGACGAUGCAAGCGAAAUGAACCUGAAUCAAACCAAGCGAUUCAACAAGGCAUCGAAGAAGAAGCAGAAGUUAUUUUAGAAGAAUAUCUUAUUGAGGCGGAAUCAGCAUCAACAAACAAGCAUCACCAAACCAAACGGUUGAAGAUGUGGGAGGUGUUCUGCCGUUCUACGCAUAAUUGUCUUUUGUAUAUAGGCAAUCCUAUAGAACAUGGGACAAUUAUGUGUAUAGCGGCAGUGUUAUCGAUAAACACUAUUGAAAAAGUAUAAUUUAAGGAAGAUAUGUUGUUACAUUGAUUGAUUCAAUAUAAUUGAUAUUGAUUACUGUAACGUAACGUAAUUUAUGUACAGUAAUCUCGAACUAUUCAAAUCGAUGAAAGACUGACGUAGGCAAUUUUCUAAAAUAGAAGAAAUAUAAAAUAUUGUUAAAAUACGAAAACAGUUAAUCAUUAUUCAAUUUCUAACCCAGACCCUGAUGCCAAUAUUGUCCACCAUCUAUAUUUAUAAUUGUAGCAUUGAUCCUUAGAGUGCGAAGAAGUCGCCUGCAAUUCUCCGGUAAAAGAAUCUUCGGAAAAUAAGAUACUCCAUUUUUCGCUGGGCUCUUCAUCGGAAUUUUCAUCUGGGCUGUAGGCGCUCAAAGAAUUAUCUGAGCUUUCAUCAUCCGAUUUUUCAAAUGAAAUUGUUGGUGUAGAAUUAGGUGUUUCCAGAAUUACUUUAUCGGAAGGCUCAAGGAUUUCAGGACAAUCCGAUUUCCGAUACAAACUCACUUUUCGUCUAUAAUUCCCACUUCGCAAAGUUUUUUUUUCAUUUGUUUACGUCCAUGUUAUACAUAAGUUGUUGUUGAUGAUAACGUAAUUUCAUUUUGAAAGUUUUUUAUAAAUGAAAGCUCGGCACUAUAUUUGCGUUAAUAUGACAUUAUAUUAGCUCUAUAAUAGCACUUAAUGCAUAUAUAGAGCAUA
Molecule: messenger RNA, 2821 nt
Organism: Topomyia yanbarensis
Lineage: Eukaryota; Metazoa; Arthropoda; Insecta; Diptera; Culicidae
Exons: 2
Coding region: 660-2132 (490 amino acids)
Source: RefSeq, a predicted model, not a curated record